This is a messenger RNA of Danio aesculapii, 2938 nucleotides long. Its product is annotated as NACHT, LRR and PYD domains-containing protein 3. The coding region runs from base 1 to 2829 and encodes 942 amino acids. Gene Ontology annotation, molecular function: protein binding. Lineage: Eukaryota; Metazoa; Chordata; Actinopteri; Cypriniformes; Danionidae. The record is from RefSeq and is a predicted model, not a curated record. The transcript has 10 exons.
AUGGAUCCACCGCUACGUUUUAAUGAUGGAAACACACCAUCUGACUACAGGAACAGUUUAAUCAACUUCAAGAGAACAGGAUCAUCAGCUUCUAGUUGUGUGUCUGCGAAGAGUCAUCAGUCUAUGGAUCCACCACUACACUUUAAUAAUGGAAACACUACAUCUGACUACAGAUACAGUCCAGCACAGCUCACGAUAACAAGAUCACCAGCUUCAAGUUGUCUAUCUGUGAAGAGUCAUCAGUCUAUGGAUCCACCGCUACGUUUUAAUGAUGGAAACACUAUAUCCGACUACAGAUACAGUUUAAUCAACUUCGUAAGAACAGGAUCAUCAGCUUCUAGUUGUGUGUCUGCGAAGAGUCAUCAGUCUAUGGAUCCACCACUACACUUUAAUAAUGGAAACACUACAUCUGACUACAGAUACAGAGCUGUGUAUCAGUCUAUGGAUCCACCACUACAUGUUAAUGGUGUAAAAAACACUUCAUCUAACUACAGAUGCAGCCAUGAAAUCCUCAACAUAUUUAGAUCAAAUCUAAAGAAUAAGUUCCGGUGUCUGUAUGAGGGAGCAACGGAACAAGGUAACCCAACACUCCUGAAUGAGAUCUACACAGAGCUCUACAUCACAGAGAGUGAGAGUGGAGAGAUCAGUAAUGAGCAUGAGGUGAGACAGAUUGAGACACAAUCCAGGAGAUCAACAACAGAGGACACACCGAUCAAAUGCAGAGACAUCUUUACACCUUUACCUGGACAAGACAAAGCCAUCAGGACUGUGCUGACGAAGGGAGUUGCUGGCAUUGGAAAAACCGUCUCUGUGCAGAAGUUCAUCCUGGACUGGGCUGAAGAGAAGGAGAAUCAGGACGUCCAGCUCAUAUUUCCACUUCCUUUCAGAGAGAUCAAUCUGAUGAAGGACAAAACACUCAGUCUGUCAGAUCUCCUGCAUGUCUUUUUCCCUCAAACUAAAGACUUUGACAUUUUUAGUGACAAAUACAAAAUAUUGUUCAUCUUUGAUGGUCUGGACGAGUGUCGUCUUCCCUUAAAUUUCAAAAUCAAUGAGACUCUACAACAUGUGACCAAAACAUCAUCAGUGGACGUGCUGCUGACGAACCUGAUUAUGGGGAAUCUGCUUCCCUCUGCUCUCAUCUGGAUCACCUCCAGACCAGCAGCAGCAGAUCUCGUCCCCUCUGAGUGUGUCCAUCGAGUGACAGAGGUACGAGGCUUCAAUGACCCUCAGAAGGAGGAAUACUUCAGGAAGAGAAUCAGUGAUCAUAGUCUGGCCAAUACAAUCAUCUCACACCUGAAGUCCUCCAGGAGCCUCUACAUCAUGUGCCACAUCCCAGUGUUCUGCUGGAUCUCAGCCACUGUUCUGGAGAAGAUGUUGAGUGAAGCAGAGACUACAGAGAUCCCCAAGACUCUCACUCAGAUGUACACACACUUCCUGAUGACACAGAUCAACACCAAAGACAUGAAGUAUACUGGAAAAAAAGACAAAGACAUGAUCUUCAAACUGGGGAAACUGGCGUAUGAGCAGCUGGAAAGAGGCAAUGUGAUCUUCUAUGAGGAAGACCUGAGAGAGUGUGGCAUUGAUGUGGCAGAAGCUUCAGUUUACUCAGGAUUGUGCACUCGGAUCUUCAGAGAGGAGUUUGGCUUGUAUCAGGGGAAAGUCUUCAGCUUUGUUCAUCUGAGCAUUCAGGAACAUCUAGCAGCUCUAUAUGUGCACCUCUCCUUCACAAACCACAACAGAAAUGUGUUUGAACCAAUUACUAAACAAAGUUUGCACUCCAUGAUUAGGGACUGGUUUAAACCCAAGCCAUCAAAACAAGUUUCAAUAUCCGAGCUGCAUCAGAGAGCUGUAGAUGAGGCUCUACAGGGUAAAAAUGGAGACCUGGACCUUUUCCUUCGGUUUCUUCUGGGAUUGUCAGUCGAAAAUAAUCAGAUUCUCCUACAAGGGCUAACAAAACUGACAAGAUGCUGCUCAGACAGCAUGGAAACAGCUGAUUACAUCAAGAAGAAGAUCAGGACCACUCACUCUCCAGAGAAAUUUAUUAAUUUGUUUCACUGUCUGAAUGAACUGGGGGAUCAUUCACUAGUGAAGGAAGUAACGCAGUAUCUGAGAUCUGGAACAAUAAAAGAGUCCAAACUCUCUUCUUCCCAUUGGUCAGCUGUAGCUUUUGUGCUUCUGACUUCAGAGGAGGAGCUGAAUGAAUUUGAUUUCAAGACGUUUGUUGAAGGAAACAAUAAAGCUGAAAAUUUGCACGUUUUUAAGAAACUUGUGCCAGUGAUUAAAGAGGUCAGAUUAGUUCAUUUGAGUGAUUGUGGUCUCACAAGUGAAGGUUGUGCUGCUUUGGCUUCAGCUCUGAGGUCAAACCCCUCACACCUGAGAGAACUCAAUCUAUCUUGGAAUAAACUGGGAGAUUCAGGUGUGAGUCUUCUCUGUGCUGCUUUCAAGAGUCCUCUCUGUAAACUGAAGAUAUUGUGGUUGUGGGACUGUGGAAUCACAAGUGAAGGCUGUGCUGCAUUUGCUUCAGCUCUGAGAUUGAACCCUGAACACCUGAGAGAACUGGUCCUGUCCUGGAAUAAACUAGGAGAUUUGGGUGUAAAGCUUUUCUGUGGUGCUCUUCAAGAUCCUAAUUGUAAACUGGGGAAACUGUGGUUGAGAGAUUGUGGCGUCACCGCUGAAGGUUGUGUUGCUUUGGCUUCUGCUCUGAAAUCAAACCCUAAACACCUUAAACAUCUCAGUUUGUCUGAGAAUUGCCUCGGAGGUUCUGAAGUGCUAAUACUUUCAGAUCUGCAGAGCAAUCCGCAUUACAAACUAAAGGAGCUAUAUUACUGACUCUUGGUGUUUAGUUUGCUCAGGACAUGCUGAUUGCGAACAAAAAGAGAGAGAUAUCAGAGAAAUCUAUCAACACAGACUGAAGACAGACGUCAGAGUGAGAACAUGU